Messenger RNA from Fulmarus glacialis (Northern fulmar), 1298 nucleotides. It is a transcript of the gene REXO4, whose product is annotated as REX4, RNA exonuclease 4 homolog (S. cerevisiae). NCBI's taxonomy places the organism in Eukaryota, Metazoa, Chordata, Aves, Procellariiformes, Procellariidae. The transcript is spliced from 7 exons. The annotation marks the transcript as partial. Gene Ontology annotation, biological process: DNA catabolic process; rRNA processing. Gene Ontology annotation, molecular function: 3'-5' exonuclease activity; nucleic acid binding. Gene Ontology annotation, cellular component: nucleus. The record is from RefSeq and is a predicted model, not a curated record.
CUACUGAAACAAAAGGCAAAUAGCUCCAACCAGUCCCUCUCUACAUGUCAAACAUACACCAAAAAGAAGCAUCCACUCAAAGCAGGAAAUAGCCAAGAAGUCCCAGCUGUCAAUGGGAACGGGAAUGUGGUAAAGGUCAAAUCCACAAAUAAAAUGGACAAUGGUUCUGCUAAAGUCAAUCCUCCUUUGGCUAAGCCAAAAUCCAAGAGGGUUGCAAUGGAUAAGAAUUCAAAUGGCACCAAAAGCGAUGGAAAAGGCUGCAAAGAAAAAAAGAAAAAUGGCAAUAUUUUAAAGGAGAAAGGUGAUAUAAAACAUAAGAGGAGGAAAGCUGAAGAACAUGCGAGGCAGCAACCCAAAGAGGCUGAAAUCUGGUUUGACGAUGUUGAUCCAAAAGAUAUUGAAGCAGCAAUAGGACCCGAAGCAGCAAAAAUUGCUAGAAGAAAUCUGGGACUUGAAACAGGCCAAUCCAAACAGUCUGUGGAGCAGGUGCUGGUUAAAGAAAAGGCUUCUGAAGGGCUGACACGUGCUGUAGCCAUGGACUGUGAAAUGGUGGGAGUGGGACCCAAGGGUGAAGACAGUAUUGUGGCUCGUGUGUCCAUCGUGAACCAAUUUGGAAAGUGCAUUUAUGACAAGUAUGUCAAGCCUACAGAAGAGGUGACUGAUUACAGAACAGCUGUUAGUGGCAUACGCCCUGGGAAUAUAAAUACAGGUGAAGAUUUUAAAACAGUUCAGAAGGAGGUCGCUGACAUCUUGAAUGGAAGGAUUUUAGUUGGACAUGCUUUACGCAAUGAUCUAAAGGUCCUAUUUCUUGAUCACCCUAAGAAGAAAAUACGUGACACACAAAGAUACAAGCCUUUCAGACAGAGAGUCAAGAAUGCACGGCCAUCAUUGAAACUGCUCUGUGAGAGACUGCUGAAUGUUCAAGUGCAGACAUCAGAGCACUGCUCGAUUCAGGAUGCACAAGCAGCUAUGAGACUGUACACCUUAGAGAAAAAGAAAUGGGAAGCUGCUGUUAAGAACAAAUCUAACAACAAAAAUUGUAAAACUUGAAUGAUUCUACCCUGUGUUUUUUAUCUGCAGCAUUUGCUGGUUUCAUGUCACAUUCCAGGGCAAAUUUAGAGAUAACUCAGAACUGACAGCAGCUACUUCAUAAAAAUCAAUCAAAAGACAAUACUUCCUAACCUAGCUGCCAUACAAGAAUACUGCUAGUAUCCCCUUUCUGGAUGGUACCUAUGCCUAAUGCCUACUACCAUGUUUAAACAAUACUUGUAACAAAUGCCUACAUUUGUGAAGUACUU